Messenger RNA from Morchella importuna, 561 nucleotides. RefSeq lists its product as uncharacterized. The record is from RefSeq and is a predicted model, not a curated record. The transcript has 6 exons. The coding region runs from base 1 to 561 and encodes 186 amino acids. NCBI's taxonomy places the organism in Eukaryota, Fungi, Ascomycota, Pezizomycetes, Pezizales, Morchellaceae.
AUGCCAGCACUAGGAAAUGACCCAAACCACACCCCGAGUGUUCUGAGUUGCGAGACAAAAGCUGGCACACGCCGUUACCCGGCCACUGCAGUAACAGAGAGUGAGUACAUUUAUAGAGGGGUCCCCGUCAACUACACACUCCGAUGGACGUUUGCAAACCACACCGCGCACAGCCCUCUGUAUGCAGACAACUAUCGUGAGAUUUCGCUACUCGAAUCUAACCCGAAUCCUCUAGACGAUACAGAAGAGACAUGGCUGCUCCCGAUCAAGAACAGCCCGACCCACAGGCGAUGGCCAAGGCGGCUUGAUGAUUAUAACGCGGUAGCUCGGUUGGCGAACAGCUCUCUGGCUGUGACGGUUGAGUCGCAACUGAUUCCUUUACGGAAGUCCGACAACCAGGAGGUGGAAGAAUUCGCGGUGACACAGGCAGAUAUCGAUAGGCUGAACUCGGCGGAUCUGAACAGUUUGCUCGAGAGUUAUGGCCUGCCGACGGUGGGCCAGAUAGCUGUUCGACGAUGGCAGUUGAAGAAGUACUUCGGCAUCACGGUGGCCGGGAUAUAG